Molecule: messenger RNA, 1155 nt
Organism: Helobdella robusta
Lineage: Eukaryota; Metazoa; Annelida; Clitellata; Rhynchobdellida; Glossiphoniidae
Exons: 10
Coding region: 1-1056 (351 amino acids)
Biological process (GO): glycerol-3-phosphate catabolic process; carbohydrate metabolic process
Cellular component (GO): cytosol; glycerol-3-phosphate dehydrogenase (FAD) complex
Molecular function (GO): protein homodimerization activity; NAD binding; glycerol-3-phosphate dehydrogenase [NAD(P)+] activity
Source: RefSeq, a predicted model, not a curated record
AUGGCGAAGAAGAAAAAGGUUUCUCUGAUUGGUUCGGGCAAUUGGGGUACAGUGAUUUGUAAGAUCUUAGGUAACAACAUUCUGUGCAAUGAGCAUUUAUAUGAAAAAAACUUGCCUAUGUUUGUCAAAAAAGAACUUUAUAAUGGCAUCGACUUGUGUGAUAUCAUCAAUGAAAAAAAAAUGAACAAAAAGUAUAUGCCCCAUUGCUUCAUUCCGGAUAAUGUUAUGGCAAGUUCUGAUUUGUUGGAAGUUACCGACAGAGCAGACAUUUUGGUUUUUGUUUUGCCUCACCAGUACGUUAGAGAAAUUUGUGAAACAUUGAAGGGGCAUGUAAAAAAUGAUGCCAUUGCCAUCUCUUUAAUAAAAGGUUUUGACGUUUAUGGAAACAAAUUAGAUUUGAUAUCAAAUGUUAUUCGAUCACAAUUAAACAUUCCUUGCUCGGUGCUUAUGGGGGCUAAUUUGGCAUAUGAAGUUGCCUUGGAGAUGUAUUCGGAAGCUACGAUUGGAUGCAAAGAUGAAGAAGUGGGAAUAUUAAUGAAAAAGUUAUUUCAAACUCAUUAUUUCAGGAUAGUCGUGGUUGAUGAUGAGUUGACGGUUGAGCUUGGAGGGGCUCUCAAAAACAUAGUAGCCAUGGGGGCAGGUUUCAGUGAUGGUUUGAAUGGAGGGCACAACACAAAAUCUGCUGUCAUCCGCCUCGGCCUCAUGGAGAUGAUGUCCUUCUCUAAAAUGUUCUUCAAAGAUAGCAAGAUGAGCACAUAUUUUGAGAGCAGUGGGUUAGGUGAUCUUGUGACAACGUGCUAUGCCGGUCGAAAUCACAGGGUUGCCAAAGAGUUUGCAAGCAAUCCUCAACAAACAUUAGAAAAUUUGGAAAUGAAUUUGUUGAAUGGACAAAAAUUGCAAGGACCAUUGACUGCAGCUGAGGUGGCCUGUGUGCUUAAGCUCCACAAUGUUGAAGGACGAUUUCCUAUGUUCAGUACCAUUCAUAAAAUAUGCAGUGGUGAGAUGCCAGUUAGUUCAUUCAUGGACUGCCUUAAAAAUCAUCCAGAACAUUUAUGAGCACGCCUGGUGAACUUAAAUGGAUUAAUUAAUUAACCUUAAAUAAAUCAAAUAAUUAAACUUCCAGAUCAUACACUUAUAUUUAUGAGACUAAUUAAA